UCAUCACACCACUGCCUGCCUCUGCUUGCAGUUGGGGCAGGACUGGAGUGCUGUACUUGCCCUCAGUCACAGUCAGUGCUCCGUCAGUCAGCGCUGCUGCACGGUGCUGACUACACCGGCUCCCACACUGUCACAUGCCGGCGUUGUAACCACUGUAGAUAAAGACAAGAUCCACGUGGAUAUGCGGAAACCAUAACAGACAGAGCGUUACAUAUCCAAAGAAAUUUCCAUAAACCUACCGGCAACAUCUAGGACAAGCUUCUGUCUCUGUCACAGUAGCUCAGAGGCUGACGGUACACAACAGAGUCCGAGGUCUGAAGGCCUCCAUGGUGACAUUUCUUUUUUAAGAGACUAACUAUCAUCAUAAUAAGUGAGGUGUAGCUGCAGAGAGAUGGCAGACAGUGCAGGGCUGCAGUUUGUCAGCUCCUAUGCUUUUGAAGCCAUGCAGAAGGUGGAUGUGGCACGCCUGGCUGCCCUGAGUGACCCCGAGCUGAGGCUGCUGCUGCCCUGCCUGGUGAGGAUGGCUUUAUGUGCUCCAGCUGAUCAGAGCCAGUCCUGGGCACAAGACAAGAAACUUAUCCUCCGUCUGCUCUCUGGAGUGGAAGCUGUGAACUCCAUCGUAGCGCUGUUGUCUGUUGACUUUCACGCCUUGGAGCAGGAUGCACGGAAGGAGCAGCAGCUUAGGCACAAGGCGGGUGGCUCUAACGGAGAAAGCAUCCUGGUGUCACAGCUGCAGCAUGGCCUGACCCUGGAGUUUGAACACAGUGAUCCUCUCAGGAGACUCCGUCUGACCCUCAGUGAACUGUUGGCUAUCAUGAAUAAGGUGGUAGACUCAAACGGAGAGUUUUUCUUAAAGUCCUCUGAACUCUUUGAAAGUCCUGUUUACUUGGAUGAGGUCGCUGAUGUCCUCUGCAUUUUACAAGCAGAGCUGCCUUCCCUGCUCCCCAUUGUGGAUGUGGCAGAGGCUUUGCUUCACGUCCGCAAUGGAGACUGGUUUCUGUGUCUGUUGGUUGCCAAUGUCCCCGACAGCUUCAAUGAAGUUUGCAGAGGUUUGAUCAAGAAUGGAGAGCGUCAAGAUGAGGAGAGCGUUGGUGGUCGACGCAGGACCGAAGCCCUCCGGCAGCUCUGUCAGAUGAACCCCUCUCAGGCCCUCAACAUCAGAGCCAUGGUGGUGGAGGAGUGUCACCUGCCUGGUCUGGGCGUGGCUCUGACUCUGGACUACAAACCAGACACAGCAGAUGAGGCCGUCAGUCCCCUCGUUUCUUAUGUCAGCGGUCUACUGCUCGGUACCAAUAGCAAAGUCCGUACCUGGUUCAGCAUGUUCAUUCGCAAUGGACAACAGAGAAAGAGAGAAAGCAGCUCUGUGCUGUGGCAGAUGCGCAGACAGCUGCUGCUGGAGCUGGUUGCCAUCCUGCCACGCUCACGCAGCACCCACGUACCCAAUGACAGAGAUGUGGGAGAGGAGCCCGGCUCAGGGUACUCUGGCCUCAGAGAGGAGCAUGUGGUGAAGGCCAGCGCCCUGCUCCGACUGUACUGUGCCCUCAUGGGCAUCGCCGGCCUCAGACCCACAGAUGAAGAGGCAGAGCAGCUCUUGCAGCUGAUGACCAGCCGGCCACCGGCCACUCCUGCCGGCGUUCGCUUUGUCUCCCUGUCCUUCUGCAAGCUGCUGGCCUUCCCUACUCUGGUCAGCACUCCAGAGCAGGAACAGCUGAUGGUCAUGUGGCUUAGCUGGAUGAUCAAAGAGGAGGAAUACUUUGAGAGAGGAGAAAGCAGCUCUGUGCUGUGGCAGAUGCGCAGACAGCUGCUGCUGGAGCUGGUUGCCAUCCUGCCACGCUCACGCAUUAUUGAGUACCCAAUGACAGAGAUGUGGGAGAGGAGCCCGGGUCAGAUUGCCAUCAAGCCCAGCUCUCUCAGCAAGAUGAAGACUAUCUUCACACAGGAGAUCUUCACAGAACAGGUGGUCACAGCCCAUGCGGUGAGGGUUGCAGUGACCAACAGCCUAAGUGCCAACAUCACAGGAUUCCUCCCCAUUCACUGCAUCUACCAGCUGCUUCGAAGCCGAGCCUUCACCAAGCACAAAGUGUCCAUCAAGGAUUGGAUCUAUCGCCAGCUCUGCGAGACAACCACCCCCAUUCACACCCAACUGAUUCCCCUAAUUGACGCCUAUAUCAACUCCAUCCUCACUCCGGCAUCCAAGGCCAACCCAGAGGCUACCAACCAGCCCAUCACAGAGCAGGAGAUUCUCAAUGUCUUCCAGAGCUCUGCGGGGCAAGGGGAGGGCAGUCGAGGAGGAAGACAGCGCUACUCAAUCACCACCCAGCUCCUUAUUCUCUACUACAUCCUGUCUUAUGAGGAGAACCUGUUGGCAAGCACCAAACAACUGGCCCUGAUGCAGAGGAAGCCAAAGUCCUACUCAGCAGCCUUGAUGGACCAGAUCCCCAUUAAGUACUUGGUUACGCAGGCACAGGGACUGCAGCAGGAGCUAGGAGGUCUGCACUCUGCCCUGCUGAGGCUGCUGGCCACCAACUACCCCCACCUUUGUCUAGUGGAGGACUGGGUGUGUGAAGAGGAGGUGACUGGUACUCUGCCCCUGCUGAGGAGGAUGAUGCUCCCCAGCAACACUUGCAGAUACACUCAGAGCCAGCUCCAUCAGGCCUUCCAGAAGUUACCAUCCAGCAGUCCCAGGCUGAUGCGUAUCCUGGAGCAUUUAACGCUGCUCUCACCCGGAGACCUGAUCCCUUAUGCAGAGGCCCUCACAGCCAGCAUGGCUCUGCUGCUGGAGCCUGCUGUGCCGCGCCGAAUACUGCAGACCCUCAACAAGCUCUGGAUGGGCCUCAACACUGUGAUGCCUCGCAGGUUGUGGGUGAUGACCGUAAACGCCCUCCAACCUUCAGCUAAGCUGCUCAGACAGCAGAGGUACACUCAGAACGACCUGAUGGUGGACCCUCUCAUCGUGCUGCGCUGUGAUCAAAGGGUGUACAGGUGUCCUCCUUUGAUGGACAUUGUCCUCCACAUGCUGAAUGGCUACCUAUUGGCCGCAAAAGCCUACCUCCACUGCCACCUGAAGGAGACGGCUGACUUUGAUCGGCAGAGCCAGACGGUCUCAAACCUGGGUGUGCCCGGACAGCCAGAUACACCCGAGGUCACCAGGGAGGAGCUGAAAAACGCCCUUCUAGCUGCGCAGGACAGCGCAGCAGUCCAAAUUCUCCUGGAAGUGUGUCUGCCAACCUCCGAAGAGCAGCAGCUGGGGGCCAACACAGAGAGCCUGCUGAGUAGCAUCAGGGGCCCCAUGCCAGGGAAAUCGAAACAGGGAAGCCUGGGGCCGAGAGCCAGGGUGGGCGUGGAGGACGCCGAGCCAAAGGGAGGCCUGCUCAGUGACUUGAGGGAGGUGCAGUGUCUCAUCUGUUGUCUGCUGCAUCAGAUGUUCAUCGCCGACCCCAACAUUGCCAAGUUGGUCCACUUUCAGGGUUACCCUCAAGCUCUGCUGCCUCUAACUGUGGCAGGCAUCCCCUCCAUCCAUAUCUGUCUGGACUUCAUCCCAGAGCUGCUGGCCCAGCCCCAGCUGGAAAAGCAGAUCUUUGCAAUCCAGUUGCUCUCGUACUUGUGUACCCAGUAUGCACUACCCAAGUCCCUCAGUGUAGCCAGGUUGGCCAUCAGUGUCAUGGGCACCCUGCUCACAGUGCUGACUCGUCCCAAGCGCUUCUCCUUCUUCAUGCCCAUCCUGCCGUGCCUGGUGUCCUUCUGCCAGGCCUUUCCUCCGCUCUAUGAUGAUGUCGCAUCUCUGCUAGUACAAGUGGGCCAGGUCUGUGCCUCCGACGUGGCCACCAAAGCCAGAGACAUCGACCCUCUCAUUGCCCGUCUGCAGAAUCUGAAGGAGAGGCCUCAGGCGGCUGUGGCUCCAGGAGGUUCCUCCAAGCUGACAUCUCCCCAGAGGACAGCAGAGGACAUUGGUGGAUCUGACUCUGAUGUCCAGCUCUGCUACUGUGUGGAGGCCACCUUCAUGGACAUCAUCAGCUCCACCCUUCAUGGACUAUAGACACACAUACACGUCGAGGAAGAGGAGGGACUGGACUGAAACCAACAACCCUAAACACUGCCUCGGUGCUCCUGAGAGGGCUACUGUCAACACACAUCCAUUCAUCUUUAACAAAUAGACUACGACUGAUGUCACCUUUUGUCAAGGGCUUUGAGACUUUGUGAGGUUGUGGGUUACAGUCAUUCUCUAGUCUGUUUGGUCUAGAAUAAAGCAGAAUGCUGAAAAAUCCAUUCCCAAAUAUUUGGCAUCCUGUAAAUAAAUCAUUAUUUGCAGGUUAUUUAGAAUAUGUAUGUUUAUGUGCUCUGAGUUUGUGGAAAUUAAAAUACUGAAAAUGUUAAAUGGGUCCAUUUUCUUGACCUCUAUUGGCAUAUUUUUCUAAGCUGUAAGUGACCUUUUCUCAGCCACUGAAAAAAGAAAAUGUUGCCUUGAAAUAAUAUGUAGAGCUUUUGUACUGUGUGUGUUUUUAAUAAAACAAAGAAGUCAUUUCA
Molecule: messenger RNA, 4524 nt
Organism: Epinephelus fuscoguttatus (brown-marbled grouper)
Lineage: Eukaryota; Metazoa; Chordata; Actinopteri; Perciformes; Serranidae
Gene: ints2
Product: integrator complex subunit 2
Exons: 25
Coding region: 392-4036 (1214 amino acids)
Biological process (GO): snRNA 3'-end processing
Cellular component (GO): integrator complex
Source: RefSeq, a predicted model, not a curated record